UUUACGUAUGACUUUCGAACGUUCGGAGUUUUUUUUUCGUUGUCUUUCGUUGUUCUCUUGCUAUAUUUUUUUUUUGUGACAAAUACAAUACAUCGAACAGAGAGUGAGUGAUACAGAACGAGAAUCAUGGUGUUUUUCAGUUUUUGUUUUGCGUAGGAGAUAGAGAAAACGAGCGACACGACUGUGUGUCUAAAAUUCGACAACAUCCAUUGGAGCAAACACCAUGAAUUUCAAUGUAAUUUGUUUUAAAUUUUUUUGUUUUGAAUAUAUUUUGUGUCUUAGAACAUAGUUAAAUAUUUGGAUUGUGUUUAGUGCAUUUUAAUAAGGUUCUAUUGCAUGAAGAGGGUAAAAAACACAAAAAAUGGACUUUUUAUCACUAACUCAGCUGUUUGACAGCGAAAGUGAAGACUAAUGUAAACAUUUGCGAGUGCUUCAGUAGCCGGUUUGAUAUAUAUAUAUAUAUGUGUGUGUGUGUGUGUUUGUUGUGCCGACUGAGAAGUACGAAUACGUGCUCAACUGAUAGAGACAGACAGAGAAAGAGAGAGAGAAAGAGAGAGAAAGAGAGAGAGAGCAAAAUGAAAAGCAGAAACCAAUUUCUAAAUUUACAAAGUCCAACUUGCUUUCCAAAUGCUUCUAUUUAAACAUGAUUCUGAUUUUGAAUAAGGAUAAAUGCGUCGUUGUCGCAAUUGUGUUGCGUGUAUUGUGUGAGCGUUAGAAGUGAACGAAACGAGAAAAUCACAAAUCAUAAAGAGGGUACACACAGUACAAGCCGAGCACCAAGUGAAUAUUGAUCGGCCGGACGAAAACAAAAUCCAAAGUAACGAAGGAAAAUAAAAACUAUAUACAAAAACACUGAAAAAGCUAGUGCCCGAGAGUUGAACAAAACGCGCAAACCAAACGAAUGCUUCAUUCAGUCAACGAUGAUAAGUCAAUGAGAAAGCAAGGAAAUUUGUUACAACAGCUACAUAAACAUCACGAGCACAAACGCGAGAGAGACAAGACUCAGUGUUGUUCAGUGGUCGUGUUGUCACCGUUAAAUUUUGCCAAGAAAUUAGAAUUGCUGCAUAGAAAAAAAGAUAAAGAGAGCUACAUUGUAUUUUUACUGUAAUUUGUUUGAGAGAAAAAAAUAUAUCACCAUAGGUUCUGCGUGUUCUUUUGAUUCCCGAAACAGAGUCAUGCGACGUAGUCGAUACGUUCUGAGUUUUGUAUUCGGUUUUAUGAUGUUCAGUACAAAAGAUGCACGAACACAGGGGCUUCUCUAUCCGCGAGAGUCCGAGACGAGAGAAGUGAAAAGUUUGGAUGGAAUGUGGAAUUUUGUGAAGUCCAAUGAAACGGCACCAACUGAAGGUAUACGGGAUAAAUGGUAUCUCGAUGAUCUGAGCAAGGUGCACAAAACAAUUCCGAUGCCCGUUCCGUCUAGUUACAACGAUAUCACUGAAGACAAUAAUUUACGCGACCAUGUCGGCACUGUCUGGUAUGAUCGGAAAUUCUUCGUUAGCGCAUCAUGGGCACAAAACAAACGUGUUUGGAUACGCUUCGGUAGUGUUCACUAUGAGGCAUACGUUUACAUUAAUGGGAUCAUGGUGGUAAAACACGAAAUAGGACACUUACCGUUUGAGGCUGACGUCACCGAUGCACUGAAAUACGGUGAAGAGAAUCGUAUCACGGUUUUAUGUGAUAACGCAUUACUUGCCAACACAAUACCGCAAGGGAAAAUCACCGAGUUGUCAAGCGACAACAAUGGAACGUCAAUCGUGCAAACGUACACAUUUGACUUUUUCAACUAUGCCGGCAUACAUCGUUCGGUUGUUCUGUAUACCACGCCAAUAAUUCACAUUGACGAUGUCAUCACAACAACGAAUAUUGUCGAUCAACGCGGUCGCAUAUUCUAUCACGUAUUGACCAAUAAGACUGAUCAAUCGGAUUUAAGUCUCUUUGUUACAAUCCAAAUACGAGAUCGCGAAGGUGAAAUUGUUGCUACAUCAAGAUCACCGGAAAAUGACCUCAAAGGUUAUAUCGAAAUAAAAAAUGUGAAACCAUGGUGGCCAUAUUUGAUGCAUCCAGAGCCAGGAUAUCUCUACACGAUGGAGGUGUUCCUGUCAACCACCGCCAAAGAGAACAUCGAUGUGUAUCGCCUCAAGAUUGGUGUCCGAUCGCUGCAUUGGAGCAAUAAAGAAUUUUUGAUCAACGGCAAACCGAUUUAUUUCAGAGGUUUUGGUCGUCAUGAAGAUUCAGAUAUUCGCGGCAAAGGCCUUGACAUGGCAUUGUUGAGCAAAGAUUUCAAUUUGAUCAAAUGGAUUGGUGCCAAUGCCUAUCGAACAUCACAUUACCCAUAUUCAGAGGAAUCGAUGCAGUUCGCCGAUGAGCAUGGCAUCAUGAUCAUUGACGAAUGUCCAAGUGUCGACACAGAUAACUAUACACCGGCCUUGUUGGAAAAGCACAAGGCAUCCAUUGAGCAAUUAAUUCAUCGUGACAAGAAUCAUGCAUGUGUUGUGAUGUGGUCAAUUGCAAAUGAGCCGAGAACUAGUAAAUUUCAAGCAGAUUCCUAUUUUGAAGCUGUGGCGAAUUUCACGAAAUCAUUGGAUCCAAAUCGUCCAAUCACUGCUGCUAUCGCAGUCCCACCCAACGAUGAUAAAGCGGCACAAUUUCUAGAUAUAAUUAGUUUCAAUCGUUACAAUGGAUGGUAUUCAAAUCCUGGCCGAUUGGAUAUGAUUACAUCUCGAGUUGUGGACGAAGCAAUUUUGUGGAAUUCAAAGCACCAAAAACCGGUACUGAUGUCCGAGUAUGGAGCGGAUACUGUUGAAGGAUUGCAUUUCCUGCCCUCAUUUGUAUGGUCUGAAGAAUAUCAGCGAGAGCUAUUUUCGAGACACUUCAAAGCGUUCGAUCAACUACGGCGUUACGGAUGGUUUAUUGGCGAAUUUAUUUGGAAUUUUGCUGAUUUCAAAACAAAUCAAGCAUACACACGAGUUGGUGGCAAUAAAAAGGGAAUAUUCACGCGGAAUCGGCAGCCGAAGGAGGCCGCGCAUCAUGUUCGAAAGCGAUAUCACUCACUAGCCAAUCAAAUGGAACAGUCGAAACUGCCAGAUGAUCUAUUCCCAUACCUAGUCGAUGAAAACCAAAAAAUUGACAACCG
This is a messenger RNA of Sitodiplosis mosellana (orange wheat blossom midge), 3133 nucleotides long. Its product is annotated as beta-glucuronidase. Gene Ontology annotation, biological process: carbohydrate metabolic process; glucuronoside catabolic process. Gene Ontology annotation, molecular function: carbohydrate binding; beta-glucuronidase activity. Lineage: Eukaryota; Metazoa; Arthropoda; Insecta; Diptera; Cecidomyiidae. The record is from RefSeq and is a predicted model, not a curated record.